Molecule: messenger RNA, 6107 nt
Organism: Hypomesus transpacificus
Lineage: Eukaryota; Metazoa; Chordata; Actinopteri; Osmeriformes; Osmeridae
Gene: arhgef49
Exons: 8
Coding region: 474-4130 (1218 amino acids)
Biological process (GO): positive regulation of Rho protein signal transduction
Molecular function (GO): guanyl-nucleotide exchange factor activity
Source: RefSeq, a predicted model, not a curated record
CAAGUCGCUUGAGAGCUAGUUGGUGUGCUCAGAGUGUGUGAGAGAGAGAGAAAGAGAGAGAGAGAGAGAGAGCAUACGAGAAGUGGACAAGACAGAGAGAGAGGAGGUGAAAGGAAAGGAAGACAGUCAAUCACCCCACAGGAAAUUGGAAAAUAAAUUGCGUUGACACUCUUGCGUUUGCAUAGUAGCUGUCGGGGUAGAAGGGGGUUAGGGGUUAGAAUUUUGGGAAAGAGAGGUUUAGAUGAGGGUAAUCAGUUUAGAGCCCAGCGGUGAAGGCUUCCUGGGGUCUGGGCACCACUGUCUGGAUUGGUGGAUGUUGUGGAUGUGUUAGGGAAGCUUUCUGAAGUUCCGCCGUGGAGGAGCACACCUCCUGGGCCAGCAGGCUGGGGGAAACGCGGGAGAGGCCGCAGGGACGUGAUUAAAAUGGGGUCCCCGGUGCCUCUCUCCGAAGGCUGGAGUUUCAGACGACAGCCAUGCCGGACGUGAAGACAGCGUCAUGUAACUAUCCCUCCUCCGCCGGCCCGCUUGCUGGCUGCAGACUCGCCAUGGAUCUGGAGCCCUGCUUGACUGACCAUCCCCUGCCUCUGCCCCUGGCUGCUCCCCUCCCCGCCUACCCUGGCCACAGUGCAGCGCCCUACUCCGCCCUCCAGGGGGCGUCACCCAGUCCCAUACCUAGGUGUAACAGCAGUGCCCUGCUCUCCAACCUGGGCCUGCGCUACUGCUCCAGUAGCAGUGGCCCCCCACUUAGGCGAGCCGAUGGACUGUGGCCCCACACAGGACUCCCCCCAGCCAGCUGCAACAGCGUAGGGAGCAGACUGUACCGUAGCAUGGAGAACCUCAACUGGAACGCCAUGGCCGAGCCCAGCCUGUUUUCACUCAGCACCCCCUACAGGAGCAUGGACAGCGAGUUCAUCUUCCGCUGCACCGCCACCAGCCACUGGUACGACGGGCCGCCCGAGGGGCCCCAGGUAUACGGUAUAAUGCCCACCCCAGAGAGCCUGGCCUUCUACCCCCGCCGCGGACCAGCCAGGCGAGACCAGCCCCUCUUCCCCCAGUGGCUGUUCCCGGGUGUGGACGACUGGGGAGGAAAUGCCAGGAGGGGCCUGCGAGAGAAGCUCCGCCUUCAAAGCGCGCGGGCCUCCGAGCCCCACAAGCCCCUGCGGCCCCAGGUGAUCCAGGGGGCUCCGCUUAUCCUGCCGGGCUCGUCGGAGAGGGAGGGGUCCCCCGGUCGGUUCCCAGGGGGGCGAUCUCUGUGCGCCCGCCGCAUCACCAGUCCCGAGGAGAUCAAACAGGAAGUUCUGAGGCGUCUUCAGCUCCGGCGCCAGAGGAGCACGCCCAACCUGGCCGCGCACGUCCCCCCAGAGAGCCAGGGCGGCGUGGCCAAGUCCUACACGGCAGAGUCCCUCUGCGGGAGCGGGCCGGAGCCCUCGGCCGAGCGCAAGAGACCCCCCGUGGGCCGACUGCACAUCCCCACCUUUGAGGAGUUCAAGAGGAUGAGGCAGGGUGGGGGGAGCCAGCGGAGCGCGGGGACAGACCCGCCACUGGAAGCGGUGUCCGGGUCGGGGUCCACAGCCGGAGACCGUGAGGCUGUGAUGACCGCUCCGUCCGGGCAGAGAGACUCUCGGAGGCAGGUUGGACUUGAUGGAGAGAUGGAGACAAAAGAGGAGGGGAGGGGGGGUGGAGAGAGGACAGAUGGAGGAGAGGGCAGAGGCAGUGACAGUGGCAUGUUGACACUCAGCUCCCCUGAGCAAGCUCCCUGUCAGCCAGCCAUCCGAGAACAGAAUCAAGAAUCCACAAAAUCCCCCAUAUGUACAGGCCCUGCACCCCGCACCCCCCUGCAGCCCCUGGUCCGAGCAGCCCCAGAGAGUGGUCUUGGGGCUUGGUCAGGCCCAGGGACGGGGCCUGGGGCAGGGGCAGGGUCUGAACAACAGCAGGGCGAGGAGGAGGCCAGCAAACCCAGUGUGAGCCUGGGCCCAGCCGAGCAGGUCCCUUUCCCCCCCCGCAGGGAGAGCUCCGAGGGCCCAUCCAGCUGCUGUCCUGCCCUGCUCAUGGAGGGGGCCCACCUCUCCAGCUAUGGGGCCAAGAUCUACAAGAUGAAGGAUGGCUUCAUUGGCUCCGCCUUGGACCUCAUCAAGAAGAGCUGCAGUGCAGAGAUCUCAGCCGAGGCCCCCGUCAGGAUGUCAGGUGACCACGACGAUGGCGCUGACAUCACCGCUCCCCCCCCAGCCUGUCAAUCCUCCACUGUCUCCAUGGCAACGACGCCCUGCGGAGCGGCGGGUUGCGACGAGCCUGCAGGAGCAAAGGAACCAGCAGAAUGCCAGCACUCUGGGCUGAGCUGCAGGCGUUCCAGCUCUGACGCGGCCUAUGAGCCGGCUGAGACGGUGAGGGCCCAGCGCGAGUGCCGUCUGCGGCCCCACUACAGCGACCCCAUGCCGGCUGAUGCCGCCAAGCGCAAACAGCUGGAGAUGAAGAUCGCGGCGGCCGCACGGUUCCACAGCCAGCGCAGGGACAGGGACCGGGAUAGGGACCGGGACAGUGCCCCGGCUGCGUUGCGCGGCCGCUCAGAGCCCAGCGGCGAGGAGCGUGCGGGGGGCCUGAGGGUGCGGCGAGGCGGGCAGCAUCGCUGGAGCACCGUGAGCAGCCUGAGCGUGGACAGUGGCGUGGUGGGCCUGAGCGAUGAGCGCGAGGAGGAGGAGGAGCCGCGCAGGAUGCGGCGUGGCGGCGGCGGCGGGGCGGAGGUGGAGCGCGUGGACAGUGGCAUCGGGCCGGGCCUGGCCCGGGGCUGGAAGAGGCCCUCGGCCUCCCUCAGGGUCUGGGAGGCCCAGAGGCCCUGCCCUGACUGUGGCCAGAGGGACAGGGAGGGCAUGUGCGAACGCUGCUCCAAGCUGCGCACCGAGCGCAAGGAGGCCAUCCUGGAGUUCCUGAACACCGAGUCGAGCUACGGCGAGGACCUGCGCAUCAUCAAGGAGGAGUUCUACUGCCCCAUGCAGAGCGCCGCUCUGCUGAGCGCCGAGCAGCUGGCCGUGGUCUUCAGCAACGUUCAGGAGCUCAUCGACGUCAACGAGCGCUUCACGGAACACCUGCAGGACAGCAUCGACCAGGCCUUCGACCAGGGGGAUGAGGACCUACUAACAGUCUGUAUUGGGGAGAUCUUCCUGGAGUUUGUCAACAUGCUGCCAGCCUUCCAGACCUACUGCCUGCAGCAGUCCACUUCAGUAAACAUGCUCAACACCUUGGAGAAGGAGAAGGAACUCCUAAGGAUCUUCCUGGACGUGUCCCAGAAUGACAACACGGCGCUGCGUCGUAUGAACCUGCGCUCCUUCCUCAUGGCGCCUCUCCAACGCGUCACCAAGUACCCGCUCCUCCUCAGCCGCAUCAGCAAGGCCACCACCGAGUGUCACCCGGACCACGGGCGCCUGCGCGAGGCCAAGAGCCGCGUCGAGUCCCACCUGGAGCACAUCAACAUGAAGACCCGGCAGGAGGGCGCCGUCACCUGGUCCCUGCGCUCGUUCCGCCGCGACAGCCGCAAGAACCGCGAGGUCAUCAACAUCGAGAUGAGGGAGCUGUCGCUGAAGACGGUGGGCUGGGCCCGGGAGAGCACGCGCUUUGUCAUGGAGGGGCCCAUGCAGCUGUCCCAGCCCGCCGACGGCCAGUGGCUAAAGAAAGGCAGCAGGGCCCUCAAGUUCCAGAACGUGCAGAGUCUACUGAUGGUGCGGACGCAGCGGGCGGGGGAGGGGGGGCCGGCGCCGGUGGGGCUGGCGGGGCAGGUGCCUGGCUGUCAGGCGGACCCGGGCGCCCGGGGGGAAUGUGAGCCGCAGGAGCCCCCCGGGGAGAGCGUGCGGGACGGCGUGCUGGUCCUCAUCAAGGACAAGAGCAGCGGGAAGUUUGCGGUGCUGCGGGAGCCCAUCCGCCUGGCCAACUGCGUGGUGUCGGCCGACCCGGAGUGCGAGGACACCUUUGAGCUGCUGGACAUCCGGAGGGAGGCUUUCGUGUUCAGGGCAUCGGACAAGGCGCGCACGCAGCAGUGGUUCCGGCAGAUCAAGAGGUAUUCCCGGGAUUUAGGGCCCUGGAGGAAGAGGCGCAACGCUCUGCCUAAUAUCAUGAUUAACACGAACCAGAGUCGCUCCUGAGACUCAGUUCCCCUGAGGAAGCCUCUCCUCCUCCACGUGCUGGACCUGGGUACACAGGUGUACAUAAAUAGACAGUGUUACUGCUACUGAGAACUCUGUGGGAGAUUCCAGUAUUGAGUCUCUCAACACCCAGGCAGUGAUGAAGAUGGCACUUUUUUUUCUACAAGACUGCAAGUGCGUAAUACUGUUCAUGAAUGAAUCUUUUUUUCGUUUCAAACUGAGAAAAAAAAACAACCAGACAUUAGCAACCAAAAGAGAGACUUGGUUGGAAGUACUGACACCCUUGAUUGUAAAGAUGUUUUGAGAGAAAAUAUUUUUUUUUCAUUAAUUUGACAGUGUCUGUGUUGAAAAAAUUGUGAAACAUGAUAGCAAAAAAAAUUACAAAAACAUGGUUACAAAGAUAAAAAGAUUGGAGAAGGCUGUUAUUGAAGAUGAUGAAGUGUGAGUGAGUGAGUGAGUGAGUGAGUGAGUGAGUGAGUGAGUGAGUGAGUGAGUGAGUGAGUGAGCGAGCUGCUGUUCUGUACAGUAAAACAAGAGCCUGGGCCAGUGUAGUAACCCAGUAAAAGGCUUUUGUUUUGGAUUUUGACCAAGGAUAGUAACUGCCCUCUGCCCUACUUCUCUUUCUCUUUAAGUUGGUAGCAUGGUACACUGCCAAGAGUAGAACAGACACAGUGCCUGCAGGUGAGCAGAUUACCCUAGAGGGUGAUUACUGUGUGUUGCUGUGCCGGGGUCAAGUUACAAUGCAGCAAUAAUCAAUCUGCCAUUUUCACAUUGAAUACCCAAUCCUUGGUUCUGCACUUGCUAGUAUUGUCAUAUGCUGUCUUGGUGGGGGGGAGGGGGGGGGGGGUUACUUACAAUAAUUAGCACACUUUCAGCAGAAACCCCUCAGUGAAGACAGUCCAAAAUACUGUAGCAUGGAAUAGUGUGAUAGACUAUGGCUACAGAGAAUGCCCACGAUGAAUCUAUUCAUUGCCCAUCCUCUCUUAGACCAUGAGACUGAUGUUAGCUUUUCAUUUCUUACAUAAACUCACAUCCUAUUGGUUGAUUUUGAGAAGGGAAAUCCACAAAAUGAUGUGCCUUUUAUGUUUGUGUUUUUACUCUGAAUGAAAUUGUAAUCCGUCACAGUAGCGUUGACAACUGUGAAACGGCACCAGACUGCCCUCUGGCUGUGGGUAGCAGAAUGGCACAAUCUGCACGCAAUAACAAGCAUACCCCUGACUGAACUACGACCAAACAGCACCCCAAUUCUAAAAUCUAUUCAACUGAAAUCGGUGCAGCCCCCUUCAUUGAUUUAAAACCACAGUGUUGGUUCUAGAAUAGUCUUUGAUACACAUGGCACAUGCUUUGAAAUACACGUAAGAGAGGGGAAGUCUGCCCACAUCAGGGUGGAGGGUUGAGCACUAGACCUGUGUGCGGCCUGCCCCUGGCCUGUGUAUUUUCUUACUUGGGUGAAAGCUCUUUUUUUCAGUUUGACGCACUUUAUAAUGAUAACAGAAUACUGGAUCCAGACUACUAGGUCAGGACUUCUGAAACAGUUCUUGCAGUUAGUGAAAAGCUUUAUUGGAUUUUAUGGGUUAUGAUCUUUAUUUACAGACCUCAUUAGUCAAACAUGUUUGAUCUCUGUUGAACACAGUGGUCGAGGCAAUACAGUACUCAUCAACCAAAUCUUUAACCUUUGCAUGCUGUCUGAUUAUGUUAGUCAAACGUAGCACAGGUAAAUAAGGUAGCUAAUCACUGUGUUUUGGAGAGUCAAACGGUGUAUGGACUGCUGCCUAGGUUGUUACUGCUGUCUUUCCAAUGGCAUUAGCACUGUUAGUUCUUUCAGGUCCACUGUUCCCUCUAGAUACCAGUUCAUGGGAAGGCACAGGAAUCCUCUGACACCUUUCAAUCUUUUCCGUCUGUAUAAAAACAAAUUACUCAAAACAACUCAAAUGUCCUAUUUCCUUAUGUAAUAUAUUGUGAAUUAAAUUUAAAAGA